AAGCGGUUUUCAUAACAAACACAAUGGUGUACAGAUGUGUCGUAUCUUCCUUAUUCGCGUUUCGCGAUCAAAGAAAAUCCCCACACCUCUAGCCCCUGUGAACCACGUGAUCACGUUACAUCCAUACCAGUGCGGCCAGAUCGGGGAAAUUGAGGGGAAUACGGUUUAUCCUCUCCUUGGUCUUACCUAUGGGUUCUGAGGUGGUUGCGGGAGUUGUUGGGGAUACUCGCUGACGAGGAACGAGAUAGUAGAAGGGGUACAGCGGAGUGGGGGCAAAAGGUCGUUUCACCUUUUUCUGGCUUCACUGUUCCAUACGCAUGUCCUUCGAUAUUCGAUGAAAGAAUUUGCAAUCCCAGCCGUUGUAGGACAGCUGAUCCGAUGGUAUUCGAACGUGCUGCAUCGUGCAUCCGUUGGUCGUCAUGAAAAAGUGACUAAUCGCGUUCAAACCGUACGAAUAUUGCAAAGUUUUGUUCAUAUCCGAACAUAAAAAUUCUACGUACAGUAAAACGUCUUACAUCGCAUGGUGAAACGUUCGAAAACAAUGCAUCGAUUAAAUUGUUCGUCACUGCUGGACGGGUGCGAAACGUAUUGAGAGACACGAGAACAGGAAUCUUACGAUUUAUUUGGGUUGUUUCGAAACUCGCUCAUCGGAUCUCAGUAAGCGGUUAUGGUAUAUCUUUCGGGUGUCUGGGGCAUGGGAGAGACUAAAUCACAGUGCCACAACACAAAUAGUUCUUCCUCCUUUCCGCAGGAGAAUGAUGAAGAAGUCGCGUUGUUGCCACUCAAGAAUCAGGUCGGCGGACAUACUAGAUUGCUCUUACUUAACCAGAAUACAAUUUGCAAGCCACUAAAUUGUAGAGAACUUGAUUUUUAUCAAAACAUUCCACAAGAUAUUCAAAUCUUUGUGCCAAAAUUUAAAGGUAUCAUGCAAGCUUCCAACAGUGGGGAAGUGACAUUGGAAAAACGAUAUAGUCCUAGCUUCAGAGAACAAGAUAGCAGGCAACAAGGACACAGUUCGACUAAAAGAAAGAGAGACGACGUUCUCAGAAUGAAAAUUCAUAGAGACAACACUUUAAUGGGAAUACCAAAACCAGGAGUGCAUUUGGAUACCACACCCAACAGACAGUAUUUUCUUUUAUUGGAGAACAUAACAUCGCGGUACACACAUCCGUGCAUCCUGGAUUUAAAAAUGGGGACCAGGCAGCACGGUGACGAUGCAUCCGCUGAGAAACGCAGCAAACAAAUUGCAAAAUGUGCUGCCAGUACAUCAGCUUCGUUAGGCGUUCGACUAUGCGGGAUGCAGGUUUAUCAAGCCGACACCAAUCAUUAUGUCAAGCGAGACAAAUAUUGGGGCAGAGAAUUGAACGAAGAAGGUUUCAAGGCAGCGUUGUAUCGCUUUUUUCACAAUGGUUUUCGUUUGCGAACAUUAGCAAUUGAAAAAGUUGUGUCCAAGUUGGAACAGUUACGUCGCGCAAUCGAAAGACAAAGUAGUUAUCGAUUUUAUUCGUGUUCGUUGCUGAUCGUGUACGAAGGAUACGAGGUGAACGAUUUUUCGGGGUUGAAUCAUUCCUCGUCCGCUUUACAAACAGAAGGAGAAUCGACCAAUUCUAGUUUCGUCGACGACGUUGUCGCAAAUACUUCGGAAGUGUGCUACGACGCGGAUACAAGCAACAGUUCCACGGACUACAAUCUUUCAGUCCAGGAAGAAAUCAGUCAAGCAACUUUGCACAAAGGAUUCGGUGAAGCAGCUGCAAGAGGAGCCAAGAAUGCCGCUUUCUUUUAUCCUCCAAGCAGCGAGGAGACCGUUUUCGACGAAUCUAGCGUCGACAGCUUGAUCGACACGGUGCUUCAACAAACGACGACUCCCAGAUACGAACAAUGGAUGAUUUACGGAGGCUCGAACGAUGAAUUUUGUUUCGAGCAAAGUUCCGAUAUAGCGGAGGACGUUGGUUCCGAUACGGAAAUUGGCUCGGACAGCGGCCCGAAAAGACAAAGGCACGUCGAGUGCGCCAGCAGGUACACGCCGUCUUCUUAUCGGACCAAAAACAAACCAAAGUCUCAAGAAGCGCUCGUCGAUGUGAGAAUGAUUGAUUUUGCUCACACAACUUUUGUCCACAGUUCAUCCAUGCCCUGCAAUUCGAGCUCCAUGGUUCACCAAGGGCCGGAUUGCGGUUUCCUCACGGGUCUCGACAGUUUGAGACGGUUCCUUCUUGAAAUUUUGAACGAGGGUUGAACCGAGACAAUUUACGCGGAGGACUCCAACGACAAACCGAUGUGUACAUAUUUCCAGUGUAGAAUGUUUACGUUGCGAAUCCACGUGUGUAUAAUAAAAGAAAAGAAAUAAAGAACUGGCAGAAGGACGGCGAGAAGAAAGGAGAGCAGCAUGGAGAGAGGAAAGGUGGGAUGAAUGAUCGGUGGAUAGGAAAAAGGAAGAAAGGAAGAAAGGAAGAAAGGAACGAGGUUGUGUGGAUAUAUUUUACAAUCAAUUUGGAUCGCGUCUUCUUUUCUUUUUUAACAAGCACCCUCCAAUUACUUUCAUUAUUCAUUCAUUUAUUGGCCACUGACAAGGGAUGGGAUGGACGACCAGUCGCGCCGUUUGCUGCGAUUUCGUGGCCCGUGGUUUCAAAUACCAAUCGUAUGAACAAAAGAAAGCAGACGAGUAUUUUCUUGACAUCGAAGAACAGAACAAACUUUUCUUUCGAAUUACAACCGUACACAUCCUUAUCCCUUGUCUACGACGAGACAUGCGAUAUCGUUGAUAUUACUCAUUUGUUCGUACGAACCGCGAAUCGGACCGGACGAACAUAACACGUCGACGAACACGAUCAACCUAGUGGAAUAUAAACAUCAAGAUGCUCGGGGAAAUCAAUGUUUCGAUUCGUUUACGUUACUCAUUGCAACGCGCACAAUCCAAAUAAUGUCUAUUAUUUGUUCGACUUUGUUUCGAGUAUAUAAGUUUCAUUUGAUACAAUAUAUUCUUUCUUUGAAUUUCAUUUAAUAUCGAGAAUCAAGGAAAAUGACUACCGAAUGUGUUCAGGAGAAAACUGUAUAGCGCUUAAUUACCACUAGUACGAUUAACAUGAAAAAUGUGUUAAAAACGGUACGUUUUAUCCGCGAGUUUCCUAUCAAGUUGCUGGUUACACGGCAAAUCUCAGUUGGACGACUAAAUACAAAUACGACGAUAAAAUGCACUUUAUUUUGAAAGAAUGUUCCCGCCGUUUUACAAUAUAUGGUUGGUUGUAAGCACAAAGAUAGAUGCCUUAACGGCGAGAACUGAACUUCAUAGUGAAUGUAAAUAAAAGUAAUAAAUAAAUAAACGAAUGAACAAAUGGAUAUAAAUAAAUUUACUUAAAACAUGAAUACAUAAGUAAUUAAAUAAAUAAAAUGACAUACAUAGUACGAACGUAGAUAAAUGUAACUAU
This is a messenger RNA of Nomia melanderi (Alkali bee), 3422 nucleotides long. Its product is annotated as Inositol hexakisphosphate kinase. Gene Ontology annotation, molecular function: inositol hexakisphosphate kinase activity. Gene Ontology annotation, biological process: phosphatidylinositol phosphate biosynthetic process; inositol phosphate biosynthetic process. Gene Ontology annotation, cellular component: cytoplasm; nucleus. Lineage: Eukaryota; Metazoa; Arthropoda; Insecta; Hymenoptera; Halictidae. The record is from RefSeq and is a predicted model, not a curated record.